UGUAAAUCCCGCGUCAACUGCUGUUCGUUAUAUAAUGAUACAAUUCACGGAAACUUUCAAAUUCUCAGAAGCAAUUAUCACAUGCGCUUCUCCCCAUGCUAUCCACAAGAUUCCAUAAACAUCGGAUGCUUGAUCAUUGAUUCUAGCAUAACCACGGGAUUUUCUUUAAUUUAUGCAAAAAGAUAGUUUUCGCACGCCACAUUAUAAUUCCAUGAUGAUCUCCACAGCAGAUGGAAAUUGAUAUAAUUUCUUGUACAUGUAAUUUUCAACUUCCAUCCUUUUACCUUGUACAUCACUUCUUGUUUUCUAUACCUCAAUUUAAUUUAUCAACGCCAAUUAAGAAAGAGAAAUCUGAGAAAAAUAUGCCGACUCCCGAUGAGCCCACGUCGAAAACGGUGGCAGAAUCGUCUCAGUCGGCGGCAACGCCGGCGACCGGCGAUUUGGAGAAUCAAACGCUGGGAAGGGGUACCGGAAUUUCGAACAUCGUACGACGGUGGAAGAGAGAGGAUCUUCUCAAGAGAGGGUCCUUGGGUUUGCGAGGCUUCGGUUUGCUUUUUUCAUUGCUGGCUUUCAUUAUAAUGGCUAGUAAUAAGCAUGGGGAUUGGAGGGAAUUUGAUAAAUACGAGGAAUACAGGUAUGUAUUGGCAAUAGCAAUUCUUUCAUCGUUGUACACUGGAUUACAGAUUUUGAGGCAGAUUCAAGAACUCUCCACCGGUCGAGAAAUGAUUUCGCCGAAAAAUAUGUUGAUUGUGGACUUUUUUGGAGAUCAGAUUGUGGCAUACUUAUUGAUAUCAGCAGCUUCAUCCGCAGUGCCCUUGACUAAUAGAAUGAGAGAAGGGGCAGAUAACAUAUUUACAGAUUCUUCUGCAUCAGCAAUCAGCAUGGAAUUCUUUGCCUUUUUCUUACUUGCACUGUCGGCUAUGAUUUCGGGAUAUAAACUCUCAAACCAAUCCUAUAUCUGAUAUACUCCUAUUUCGAUGAAAUUGUUUCAUUGUUUUGUCUGUAUACCACUUCAAUACACUUGUAUACUUAAAUUCAUGUUUAUAACAGAAUGCUUUUCUUUCCGUUUCUCAUUGUAUAGUGGGUGAAUUAAGAUCCUGUAGGGGAGAAUUUUUCAUGAUGUUCUAAACUGUAAAGGUUCUUUUAUAAAUAAAAUGAUUGCUUUCUCUCUUUACUGUAUA
Olea europaea var. sylvestris is the source of this 1181-nucleotide messenger RNA. RefSeq names its product CASP-like protein 4B1. The coding region runs from base 231 to 962 and encodes 243 amino acids. The record is from RefSeq and is a predicted model, not a curated record. The transcript is spliced from 3 exons. NCBI's taxonomy places the organism in Eukaryota, Viridiplantae, Streptophyta, Magnoliopsida, Lamiales, Oleaceae.